Penaeus monodon (black tiger shrimp) is the source of this 1260-nucleotide messenger RNA. Its product is annotated as myosin heavy chain, muscle-like. NCBI's taxonomy places the organism in Eukaryota, Metazoa, Arthropoda, Malacostraca, Decapoda, Penaeidae. The record is from RefSeq and is a predicted model, not a curated record.
ACAUAUCACUCACAAUCAAUAGUUUUAAUUUGAGCCAGUGGAACUGUUCUUUUGUAUAUCAGUGUGUGUAUAUAUAUACCGUUUAUAUAUAUAUUCGUAUUUUCUGUGAUAUUUCUUGACGUCGAAGAAAACAGUGAUAAACAUGACUUCGUUGGAAUCCCUGAAGAGAGGUGUGGAGGAGCUGGAGUCUCGCGUUACUACUCUGGAGGAAGCUGUCGACGAUGAAGCUCUCCUCAGUGUCAAAGCUCACCACAUUCUGAAGCAGAGCGAGAGACACGUUCAGGAGCUCACAUUCCAGGCGGCGGAGGACCGUAGCAACACAGCCAGGAUGAUGGACCGCGUGGCAGAGUUGCAGAGGCAGCUGGUCAGGUGUGCCGCCCAGCUGGAGGAGGCCAAGCACUCCGCCGCCGUCAACUUGGCCAAGUACCGAGAGGUGGAGCUGCAGAAGGAAAUGGCUGCCAAGGAGCGCGAAGGAAGGAGAACCUACUAGGUGGCGCCCCUGGCAUCGCGCUAGAAACUCAGCUGCUGGCGGAAAGUCGCGUUCGAUGGGAAAACGGAUUUUGGAUUGAGUUUGGCAGAUUUGGAAUGAAUUUAACCCUUGGCAGAGAUAACCAUAACCGUAGAUUUGUUUGCUCUGUGGCUUAGAUGCGACUCAAAAUUAUGGACAGUUUGUGUUGAGUGUUGUGUGCCCUUUUAAAGCUUUCGUCAGUCCCAUGAGCUUAAAAGAUGUCACAGACGCAAUGUUGUCUGAUAAGGCCAUGGUGUACGAAUGGUGGAACAGUCAAAAGAAGUCUUAAUGCCAUAACCAUUAAUUGCACUGAACCAGUAUAGUAUAGCAUCGCGAAACCAAAGCUGGCGCUAACACACCAUGCUAUAUAUACUGGUCCUUUGAUUACAUAUAAAUCUCUAGGUGGCAAACUUUCGAACGAACAAUGCGAAACAGAAGACGAUAACCGAAGCCUCUUUCCCAAUGCUAAAUAUACCAGAAGCAAAUACUUCGUAGUAGAAAUACAAAUACAUCUAGUUGGGGAGCUUUACACACUACUGGCAGUGUGAUUGACAAUGAAGGAUAAUGUGAUUUAGUUACGAUUGUUUCGUUGCAGGGAAAAAAAAUAUAUUGAUUUAGAUUUUUAGAAGUUCAUCCUUUUCCCUUUUCUCUCUUAAUUAUUUUUUUUCCUUAAUUCAGUUUUGUGAUGCUUCCCAUUUCCUCAAUGUUGUUGUGAAUUAUGCAGUAGUUUGGAAUAAAUGAUAGAUACUUAU